This is a messenger RNA of Arthroderma uncinatum, 468 nucleotides long. RefSeq lists its product as uncharacterized. Lineage: Eukaryota; Fungi; Ascomycota; Eurotiomycetes; Onygenales; Arthrodermataceae. The coding region runs from base 1 to 468 and encodes 155 amino acids. The transcript is spliced from 4 exons. The record is from RefSeq and is a predicted model, not a curated record.
AUGGGGUGUGUUCUCUCUUGCUCAUGCCUCCGUUCUCACGGAGAGCAGCCACAGCAUAAGUAUGAGAUUGGGAGACCAACCUGCCCAUCGACCACUGUUGAUAUCAGCUUGUUGAACCUGCAGCCAAUUCAUCCAGAGGACCCGAAUACCUCGCGUCCAGCCCUGAUUAUGCCAAUGCAGCACACCUUGGACAUGGAGCUCAUUACCGCUGCGGCUAGAUAUGCUGAUGAAAAUAGAUCUCGACGUAACGUCCACACCAACCCAGAAGCUGUAAUCGGCCAUGCGCGUACGGAUAGCAGCGUCUAUGAAGCCUCCGGAUCUGGAAAUUCGGCCACUCCUGGAACUCCAACCCCUCCGACUGAUGGUGCUGCAGCGGGAACCGGAGCAGCCACUACCGAACCAGUUCCAUCUGGAUCCAACGAGGUGGCUGAUAACGUGGCUGAUACCUCGACUGGUAACGCCAAUUAA